AGAAAAAUAAGAGUGAACAUUUUUUUUUUUUUUUUUUUUUCUCGAUAUAGAAAAAUGCGUUCCUUCAAACAUUUUUCUCAAAGUAUUUUAGUGUCCUUAACAUUUGCUUAUUUUGUUUAUGAGACUCUGUUGAUGUUAAUGGGGGUGCGAAUAAAUCUAAUGAUCCGUGUGAUGGGACAACAAGAAGAAAUUAUUCAAAUAUCCCAACCUUAUAUGGCAAAGUCUGUUAGUCUCUUUAAUGAAUCGGACCAAACAGGGUAUGGAAAGAAUUCAAAUGCAACCAUUGCUUACUACCCUGACACUAUUUUUUUACAAGAACAUAAAAAUAUUUUGUAUAGAAACAGUUCUGUUCUAAAUGAAAACAAAAAUCCUACAUAUACUAUUAUUGAGGAUCCUGUGAAACGAUUUUAUGUAAUAAACUCUUCUGAUAUCCCAACACAACAAUUUUCUCAAUACAUAAUAAUGUCUCCCUCAUUCAAUGAAGUAGAUAAAAAUACAGUUUAUUAUGGAAGGCCUAAUUUUUUAUCAACUCCAUCCCGAUUCGUAACUCCUGUGGAGUCUGCAGUGGUAAACAAUCAAUCGAAUACGGGUAGCUUAAAUCAAGUACCCAUUGAAAUGAUUCCUUUGGAAGGUGCACAAACCAAUUCAGCUGAUGCCAAUGUUGCUCUCACAGUAACAGAAAAUUCAACAAUAACAAAUCAAGCAUAUCUUUACAAGAGUGCUGCUUUAAACAACAACAAUUCUCUUUAUUUGACGUCUCCUACUUAUCAAGUCCCAGUACAGCCUCAGUGGAAUAUAUCCACUGAACAAUUUAGACCGAAUUCACCAGAAUUCUCACCACCCGUAGUAUCUCAAAGUCUUAUAGGCGAAACAAGUCCAGUGACCUUGCCAACCUUAUUAGAGCCGGUACCCAGUGGUGCAUCGCAAAUUCUUACUAACCAUGAAAAAAACAUUACUAACAUUACUCUCACAAAUGGAAAACCCAAUUUAAACGAGACCAAUAAUUCCUAUUAUAUUUUAACGCGUCCGGUGUCCGCAGAAUAUAUUAAUAAAUCUAGUCUAGCAGGCGUAUUUUUCGAUUCGACGCAGAACAACCAAGAAAAUAAUGCAAAAUGGGAGAUAGACUAUAGAGACGCGCCUUAUUUAAUAAGGCGUCAGUCGAAAGAUUCCGUUAAAAGUGAUGGAAUAAAACUCACUGAAGACGUUUCGAAUCAACCGUUCAUUUAUCGUGAACCAAAUAAUAACCAAAGGAACAAUAACCAAUCAAAUAUAUCAGUAGAAAAUGUUGUCGUUCAUACCGUGAGUCAGACACCACCGUUAAAAAAGGAAGAAGAAAUAACAAACUUUUCAUUUUAUAAUAUUUCAUCACCGGGUCUUUACAAGUUGCAUGGAACAUCACUUUUACCUAUUCUUCCUGACUCUAUUGAAGCUCUCUCUAUUAAAAGGCAGAAUAAUGCUCAAAUGCUUUCAAAUGAACCACAGGAUUCAAUGUCAAAUCAAAUGAACCAGUCUCCUAAUCCGACUGACACUGAUGUUUCUUAUCCAAACCUUAUUUAUGCUAAUUCGCAGUCAAAUUUUUUUCCCAUGGCCAACAUGAGUGAACAUUCGCAAUAUCUUCAAGAAAAUGACACAGUACUAUCCAACACUAUAUUAAACCAUAUGAAGAACGAUAUGAUGCAAUCAUUACAAAAAAUUCCUUUUGAUAAUCCACAAACUGUCACGCAAUCAGUGCUCAUAAGCCCAAAUGAAGUCUCCACCUGGUCUUCCGUUAACAAUAGUAUGCAAGAAAGCAACCCAAACGUGUAAAGUUAUAAAAAGCAAAAUGGUUUUGAAAUUGUUUCAAAAAACCAAUCUUUGAAUCUGGUGUAUCAAAUGUAAAGACGUGGACGGAUUAAACAAUUAAGAACUUGUUGAUCCCUGUUGUAAACUGGUUUCUACUUAAGAACACAGUAGUUAAAUUAUUUUUGAGUUAGUUUUUAGUUGAAAGUAGCACUGCUUUGGUUGUGUAUAAAAUGACAUUCAAUUUAUUAUAUUUAAG
Hylaeus volcanicus is the source of this 2038-nucleotide messenger RNA. RefSeq lists its product as uncharacterized. The transcript has 2 exons. NCBI's taxonomy places the organism in Eukaryota, Metazoa, Arthropoda, Insecta, Hymenoptera, Colletidae. Bases 55 to 1806 code for a protein of 583 amino acids. The record is from RefSeq and is a predicted model, not a curated record.